Hevea brasiliensis (rubber tree) is the source of this 2752-nucleotide messenger RNA. RefSeq lists its product as uncharacterized. The transcript has 18 exons. Lineage: Eukaryota; Viridiplantae; Streptophyta; Magnoliopsida; Malpighiales; Euphorbiaceae. The coding region runs from base 294 to 2291 and encodes 665 amino acids. The record is from RefSeq and is a predicted model, not a curated record.
AGGGAAUAAAAACCCAAGAAUUUCUGAGAGAAAAAAAAAAAAAACAACAAAAUAAGAAGCCCCUGAACGUUCCAAUUAGGUUGGACAGUUCAAACAAUUUCCAGCUCGAAAGACUUGUCCUGUUACUUAGCUGUACAUACAAGGCAUUGGUCGUUGUUGCGGAGGUUAGAGAGGAGGAGAGAGAUGGCUCUCUCCCUUUUAUAAGCAAAAUUUUAUUUCUGCUUUGGGUCUUCAAUUUUGUUUCUUCUUCUGCUAUAUACUUCUGUUUGGUUCCUCAAUUCCAAAUUUCAGACAUGGAUGCUAAUUCAACUGGAAAUGAGUCCUUGGUUGCUCGCAUCCAACAACUAGAGCAUGAGCGUGAUGAGUUACAUAAAGAUAUAGAGCAGUUGUGCAUGCAGCAAGCUGGACCUAGCUACCUUGUUGUGGCUACAAAAAUGCAUUUUCAAAGGACAGCUGGCUUGGAGCAGGAGAUUGAGAACUUGAAAAAGAGGUUGGCUGCCUGCACAAGAGAUAAUACAAAUCUUCAAGAGGAGCUUUCAGAGGCUUACCGAAUCAAAAGUCAACUGGCAGAUCUACAUAAUGCAGAGGUUGCAAAGAAUAUGGAGGCAGAGAAGCAGGUUAAAUUUUUUCAAGGUUGUGUAGCUUCUGCUUUUGCUGAACGUGAUCAUGCAAUAAUGGAGGCUGAGAAGGCUAAGGAGAAAGAGGAGCUUAUGUCUCAAAAAUUUAAUGAAAUGGAGAAGAGGUUAGAAGAGCUUGCCUCAGAGUGUCUUGAACAGAAGAGACUGAAUGAUGCACUGCUGAUAGAUCUAGCAAAGCUAGAAGAGCAGAACGAAACUUUCAAGAAGGUUGUCAACAAGUUUUAUGACAUUGGGCAGCAUUCUCUUGAAGGAUUUGGAGAUGCGAGUUGGGAUGAUAAAUGUGCAUGGCUGUUACAUGGCUCGGCUGAAAUGUGGAGUUAUAAUGAUACCUCCACUUCUAAAUACAUUAAUAACUCUCUCAUCAGACAGAGUGCAUUAGAAGAAGAGCUAGAGAAAGCAAGGAAAUCUGUGGAUAAUCUUCAAAGUAAACUACGAGUGGGUUUGGAAAUAGAAAAUCACUUGAAAAAGAAAGUUCGUGUAUUGGAAAAGAAGCAGAUCCAUUUGGACAAAAUGAUAAUGAAUGGUGUAGCAGAGUUACACCAUUACCAUUCUGAGAACAGAGAUCACGUCAUGAAUUUACUGAAUGAGGGGAGAUUGCAUAUCACAUCAAUGGUUAAUGUGCUAGAAGAAAAGAUUGGACAAAUUGAUGUGAGCAGAGAACAGAAUUUGGGACUUUCUCACAGAGUUGUAAACGUGGAUGAAAAUGAAUGUCGAGAUGUACACAUAAAUAAUGAUGUAGACCCAGCUUUGGUAUCUAAGGAAAUCAAACAUGGUUCACCGGAUACUGCAGUUUUGAAAGAAGGCAAUAACUCUGAAGCCCUUGCACAGGCAUUGCAAGAGAAGGUUGCAGCAUUGUUGCUAAUGUCGCAGCAGGAAGAAAGACAUUUACUGGAGAGAAAUGUGAAUGCAGCUCUUCAGAAAAAAACUGAGGAGCUUCAGAGAAACUUACUGCAAGUUACCAAUGAAAAGGUUAAAGCUCUCAUGGAGUUGGCACAGUUAAAACAGGAAUAUCAACAAUUACAAGAGAAAAUAGGUCAUGGGAUACAAGAAGGAAAUCCAUUGACUGAAAGUGGGAGGAAAGUGCUUGUUCCUCAUGAAAAAGAUGGGACGUUAAGAAGCCUGCUGAAAAAGACAUAUCUGAGACGUUGGAUUGGUACAAUGGAUUUCAGUGGAAAUGAAGAGCAAGCUCGCCUGAAUAUUGAAGGAAAUUUCUCCAGCAGAAGGUCCAAUGACUUAGAUUUUGCCAGGAUGAAGAUUGAAAACGCCACCCUCAAGGAGAGUAUGGAAUGCAUGGAGCAUCUGACUUCUUCAAUUCAUAGACUUCGUCUUGCACUUCUAAAGGUCAAAGAGUCGGUUGCUUCUGAAGUUACAGUCAUUGGCAUGUCACAAGCCAUUGGUGAUAUCAUUUCUGAGGCUAAACUUUUGAAGACUGCCCUUGGUAGUUCCUUACCCAUUAGUUGGUCAGCUGAGGCAGAUGGUGCAUCAGUUGGUGAUAGUGGCCGCAACGAGCUAGGUGAUUUUCAUGGGGAUUCUAGCAGUGAGAAGAUUGAUUCUGUUUCUGCUGCAGGAUUUGAGAUGGUAGAGCUCUUAAUGCUUGCAGCUCAGAUAAUAGAAGAAAAUUCGACCAAAAAGGGCGUCCUUGAUGUAAGCUAAUCUUUUUUCUGGUAUACUUGGUCUUGGUUCCGUUUGGUACAUCUGAUGCUGAGUAUGAAAAACUUCAUAAUCUGUAUGGAGAGAGAGCAUGUUAAAUUGGCCAAACCAAGGUGUGCUAAAAAUGGAAAUUCUUCAUGAGGGAAUAAGUUAAAACUUACGCAGCAUGAGGGAAGAUUUCUUAGCUAUUGUGCAUUAUGGUGGGUACAAGAUGAUUUGCAGUAUGUUUUGAUUGUACAUUACAGAAAUCCCGUUGUAAUUUUCCUACUCACUGGAGUUCAUUUCUCUGUAUAUAUGUGGUUAAGACAGCUUGCAUAAUGUACAGUGAUAUCAGAUGGUUGAGAUUAUUUCUUUGGCACAGAAAUAGAAUGAAGUCUAUUGUGGUGUUAAUUUAUCAGUAUCUGUUUUGAGGAUUGAAAUUUUACUUAAUUCUUAUCCAUAGUGGAAAUUACCUUUGGCAUGAA